Molecule: messenger RNA, 3326 nt
Organism: Stegostoma tigrinum
Lineage: Eukaryota; Metazoa; Chordata; Chondrichthyes; Orectolobiformes; Stegostomatidae
Gene: sqstm1
Product: sequestosome 1
Exons: 10
Coding region: 864-2207 (447 amino acids)
Biological process (GO): aggrephagy; endosome organization; mitophagy
Cellular component (GO): amphisome; aggresome
Molecular function (GO): zinc ion binding; protein kinase C binding; K63-linked polyubiquitin modification-dependent protein binding
Source: RefSeq, a predicted model, not a curated record
CACGCGCACCAGCGACGGCCCGCCUCUUUGAAAUGUGUGCGAAGCAGCUGUCAGUCGGUGGGAGCGUCGAUCACAAUGUAAACAAAAACGAUCUGGCCUUGAAAUAAAACCCUCGUCGGUAAGCUUGAGGAGGCAGCUGGAAAUCGACUGUCGCGUGGGGAUGAGUGAAAAUGGUUUUGUGAGAGUGUAAAAUGAUCUCCCCGGCAUGUUGCUGAAUUGACCACUUGGCCUUUGCAGUAUCCAUGGCAACCAAGGAUGGCGACUGAGGGGAAGUGUUUCGUCUUUUGGUGUUAAUUUCUUUUGCCUUGGAAAUUAAAACGUUUUCUUCAUUUUAAAUAGCCAUUUUGCCUCAAGUGGCACCAUAUUUGAAGAAAAGUGUGUAUUUAUACAGAGGAAUUCAGGAUUGCACGGUGCCCCAAAUCGCUUUUACAACCGGUGAAGUAUAUUUUGUUGAAGUUUGGUGAUCGAUAUGAUGAAAGGGAACAGGGUAGUCCAUUUAUGCACAGCCGGAUCCCAUAAAAUGAAAUUCAGAUGAUCAAGGAGCAGGUUUUUUUUUCAUUUGGUGGUGUUUGAAGAAGUGAAAGACAAAAAAUCUCCAGAUGCUGUACUCCAAUGUAGACGAACAGGAGCCCGGAAGAACACAGCAAGCCAGGUAGCAACAGUAGGACAUGUGAAGCCAACGUUUCAGUAAGAUCAUGAUUGAGGAAUAAAAGCAUGGACUAUUUUCUAAAUUGGGAGAAAAGUCUGAAGUGCACAAAGACUUGGGAGUUCUAGUCCAGGAUUCUCUCAAGUGUAUCGAGUUACUCGGCACGUCGUAACUGAACGAGGUAGUCAGUCGCACGCCGUCUCAGCGAUUCCGAGCCAUGGCUUUUAACGUGAAGGCUUACCUGCUGGGGAAAGACGAAGUAAACCGGGAGAUCCGCCGCUUCGCCGUCGAUCAUGGCGUCUCCACUAGCUUCGAGCAUUUGUACAAGAAGGUGGCUAGUGUCUUCCAGUCUCUUCGGUCCGAGAACUUUCAGAUGUAUUACAAAGAUGAGGAAGGAGACAUGAUUGCAUUCUCCAGUGAUGAUGAGCUGAUGAUGGCUUUGUCCUUCCUUAAGGAAGGGACCUUCCGCAUCUACAUCAAAGACAAGAAGGAAUGCAAACAUGGCCAGGAGAAGGGAACUGGGGCAGUUCACCCAAACAUUGUUUGUGAUGCCUGUAAUGGGCCUGUGAUUGGUCCUCGUUACAAGUGCACUGUUUGCCCUGACUAUGACCUAUGCGGUGGCUGCAAAGGGAAAGGAUUCCACAACGAGCACGAGAUGCUGCUCCUGCAGACUCCUCAAUUCUUCCAUCCACUUGAGCGGUUUCCCCGAGGGAUGUGGCACCACAAGAAGAGAAAUGGAGGUCUGUGCCACUGGGCUAUGGCGCAGCAAGAAUCCUUCGCUCAGGCUGCAGCUUGCUCUGGUAGACGGCAGCCAGCUGCUGCAAAGGCUCCUCCAGCUGAGCAAGCAGCAGGUUCUGGGAGUCAGAAACAAGAUCAGAAUGUGGCCUAUCUGAAGAAUGUGGGACGAAAUGUGGCUGCAAUGCUCAGUCCAUUGGGUAUUGAUGUUGACAUUGAUGUGGAGCACAGGGGCCAGCGUUUUAAAGCUACUAGGUGCCCCAUGGAAAGUCAGCCCAGCUCCACAAGUGACGAUGCACAUUCUGGUGCAUCAUCUAUUGACAAGACCAAGACCAGAACAACUCCUAGCUCCAAUCAGGAGCAGACUGAGACUGCAGCCAUGGACGUGGAUCAGACUGCCACAAAUCAGGGUUCCUUCGAGACCUUCGCCCCAAACAGUGCAUCCCAAAACAAGACUCCCAGUGUUGACAGUAAUAUUGAAGAGGAAUGGACUCAUCUCUCGGACAAAGGGGUCGAUCCAUCAACUGGUGAACUGCAGUCGAUGGAGCAACUUAAUUUGCAGGAACAUGAGGAAGGGCAACCCUUAAUCCACCAACGAGAUUCUUGUUCCUAUGACCUGGGGCCCACUGGAUUGAGAGAAGCAGCUCUGUACCCUCAUCUUCCACAGGAUGCAGAGCCACGUCUGAUAGAAGCCCUAUCUCAAAUGCUGUCCAUGGGAUUCCAUGAUGAGGGAGGUUGGUUGACUCGGCUCUUGCAAACCAAGCAGUGUGACAUUGGAGCAGCGCUCGAUGCGAUGCAACCUGCAAAAGGGCCGGCUCGCCAAUAAAUCACUUUGCAAAAAGAAAAAAAAAAAGUUUGUUGAUGGAUAUUUUCUGCUUCAAUAUUAUCGGAUUGCUGCUUUUCCCAAUUAAUUAUAAUCUCUUAAUUGCACUUUCUGUAAAAUGUUAUUUUUUAUUUUAGAACGCUCUAAGGGCUGUGCAGGUUCUCGGUGGUCCCUAUCUGACCUCACAUCUGUAUUUUCCCAGGGUUGGGAAAGAAUUCCCAGUUUUGUUUUGGACCUUAAUUUGCAUUGUCACCUUUUUUAACUCACUCUGGUUCAUAAAAUCCUCCACACACAUUUGAACUGAGUAGGGGUUACUUCACUAAUAUUCUUAAUAUACUGUAUUUAGCGUUUGCUUUUAAAUACUGGGUCUAUUUCUCUUUCCCCCCCUCUUGGGGCUUCUAUUGCAUACAUCCCUACAAUUGAUGAAAGUUGCUGUUCAUGGUGUUAGUGCAGGGUCUUUUUAUUCACCACUAACCUAUGCUUGAGCUGAGCACUUUUUCAGUGGAAAGAAACAAAAUUAGAUUCUCCUAAUGAAUGAGUAGUUGGGACCAAAAAAAAUUAAGUGGGGGAAGAUGAAGAUCAGGUAAUUGCUUCACUAAUACAGCCCAAAGGACUACAUAGAAAGCUGCAGUGGGGUGAAACAAGUGGCUAAGAUGUUAACAAUAUAUAAGUUGCAGUCUCGAUAGGGACCACAGACUGAACACCAGAUGUUAAAAUUGUUAACCACAAAACAUGACUCCACUGCAACUGGCAGGAGUUAGUGCCUAGUAAGCCUGCCAAUCUCCACUUGUCAGCAGUAAUGUGGGAAAAAUCUAAAAUCUCUGCUUGGAAUCUGAGGUAUUACCAUCCAGUCAAAUACAAAGUGAAGGGAAGAGAAUUGGCAAUAACUAAAAGGAGGACUGCUGAUAUUUUUGCCCAAGUAUUGGAAGUGAAAGUGUACUGUCUUUAAAAAUUUGAGCUUCUAAAUCUUUUUCAUCCCCCAUUUGCACCAUAUGACUUGUGCUAUAUAAGCAACAGUUCCACUUCAGAACAUCUGUCCUCCCUGGAAAGCACUUUAAAUUAGUGUUAAAUGUUAAUCUGUACUUUGUUAUUCCCUGCAAUAAAAGCUGCAUUUUAAAAAGA